Messenger RNA from Hordeum vulgare subsp. vulgare (domesticated barley), 1331 nucleotides. RefSeq lists its product as uncharacterized. The record is from RefSeq and is a predicted model, not a curated record. The transcript has 7 exons. Lineage: Eukaryota; Viridiplantae; Streptophyta; Magnoliopsida; Poales; Poaceae. The coding region runs from base 132 to 1166 and encodes 344 amino acids.
CCAAACUGACAGCCGAGCAAACAAAUCAGCCCGCUUUCCUCGUCUACCUCCCCGGCCUCAGCUCCUCCUCUGCUCUGCGCCUCUGCCUCGCUCCCCGCAGAACACCGAUGAAACCCUAAGCGGCCUCUCCGAUGCACGCGUCCGCGCGCUUCUUCUAUUCCUCCGCCUCCUCCAGGAAGGUCAUUGCUGACAUUUCUGACGCCGUUGCACGGUCGUCCUAUCGGCCUCUCCGUGGGAAGAAGCAUCUGGCUUCUCUGUCUGCCCAGGAUCCACCCAGAGUCCAGAAGAGAUUAACAAAAGAAGAAAGAAGGGCCAGGGUUGUGGAAUUUGUUGAAAAUUACAGGGCAUCACAUAAAGGAAAAUUUCCGUCUGCUACAUAUGUUCGUAAGCAGGUUGGAGGGUCCUACUAUGUAUCAUGGGCAUUACUCCAGGAAUUGGAGUAUAAUUCAACACUGAGGAGUGAUAACAGAGAUGCCUCCUUCAACUCGGAGAACUUCAAAGGCAAAUAUGGGCUUAACAAUAUUGAUCCCUCAACCAGAGAUGCCAAGACCAGCUUUGAGGGCAUAAACGAAGAGAUGGAUCAACCCGAAGUCCCCAAGAGGAUGACAAAAGAAGAAAGAAGGGUCAGGAUAGAGGAAUUUGUUGAAAAUUUCAGGGCUUCACAUGAAGGAAAAUUUCCACAUGCGACAUAUGUUCGUCAGCAGGUUGGAGGUUCAUACUAUACAGUGCUGGCAUUACUCCAGGAAUUGGAGUAUAAUUCAAGACUCAAGAAUGAUGUCAAAAAUGCCUCUUUCAGCUCAGAAAACUUCAAGGAAAAAUACGGGCUCCACAAUAUCGAUCUCUCUCCAAGAGUUGCUACUACAAGCUUUCAGGGUGUAAAGGAAGAAAUGGCUAAAACUUCAGAACCUCUGGAUCUAAAUACUAAGCCACAACUUCCAGAAGGCCAUUGUAAAGCUGGAGCUGUCAAGCCAAACUUAUCCCCAACAACUAGUUUGGAGGAUAAAAGUGAGCCAAUGGCAUCAGGUCAAACUGAAAACAACAAUGUGGUCAAGGCACAAAACCUCAAGAGCCCUAAGCAUGCGCAUGAAGCAUCGAAGGGGGCAAAUCUUUGGGGCAGCCUGAAAUCCUUUGCUGGUGACCUCAGGAUCUUUUGGAACAAUCUGUAAAUUGAUAUAGUCUGGCUUGCUAGAUGUGAUUACAUAUAGGAUUCACAUUCUUUUCAUGACCUGAAACACAAUUGUAAAGUACAGUACUCCAGGAGGACCAUUCCUUCCAUCUUUCAGAUGAUACCCCUGUCAGUUAUACAAGUCACAUUACAAGUUGGAGCACUC